ACUGUAAAGACAAACAUAUCUGUUUAAAUCAUUUAAACAUUUAAAACAUCUUUAGCUAGUUAAGGUAUACAUAUUCUUCGCGACAUUUUUGUGUAGAAAAAAAUAUAUAUGGAAAUCAAACCAGGAUAUUGCUCAUUAUGGAAAAAUUGUACUGUUUUACGAAAGAACAGCGUUAUUCUCAAGAGAGCAGACGACUUCUUGGUACGGAAGUCAAGAUUGAUAGGGCAUAUAAAGCCACUAACGGCAGAAAGUUUGCGGUAUUACUGGCAUGUAUAAUGCAACUGGUUGUAUGUAGUGGAAUUGGAUACGGUUUAAGUGUGAUGUAUGCCGAGCUUGUGAUAGUUUUUGAUGCUAAGAGGGCCGAUGCUGCCUGGAUACAAAGUCUAUAUUCUGGGCUCUCUUGUGCAACAGGGAUAAUUUAUGCUCGAUUAAUAGAAAGGCUUGGUGCAGGUGUGUCCAUUGUGCUAGGAACUUUACUGAGUGGAUUGGGAUUAUUUGUCAGUGCAUUUGCUGACGGUUUGAUCCCAAUCAUUCUGUGCACCGGAAUUUUUGCAGGUUUUGCGACGGGGAUUUCUUACUUGGCUGCUUACAUUGCGACUGGCAAAAUGUUUCCACAAAACGCUAGUUUUUAUUUGAUAAGCUUGACACUCGGCAAUAGUCUAGGACAAUUUAUUGUCCCGCUUCUUUUUGAGACCUUUAUUGCAAAGUAUUCCUGGAAAGGAGCCUUCAUUCUUAUUGCCGGCGUGUCAUUAAAUUGUGUUCCAUGCGGGAUACUGAUUCAUUAUUCAAAAAGAUUCUUUGCAAAUGUGGAUGAGGAACAACGAAAAAGGACAAAUGCAUUUUGUGAUAAAACAUUAUUGACCGACAUCUUAAUUUGGAUGAUGCUUUUGAAUUUUUUCUUAAAUUCAGUUACAGGCAAUGUUGAAGCAUGGUUUAUUGUUGAUCAUAUGAUAUCACGUGGGUUCGCACGAGAAUCUGGUUCUAUCACAGUGUCUGCUCUAGGUAUAGGUAAUUGCUUUGGUCGAAUCAUUGGUGCCUUACUAAGGUUCCGUUUCGUCAACUUUCCUACAGUUAACCACUGGAUAUAUCUCUGCAGCAUUAGCGCUGUUUUACAUGCUGUCAUCAUCAAUCUGUUUGACUAUUGGCCAAUACUGAUCACGUGCUUUCUGUUUGGUAUCGUGUUCGGCACAACUGUUGCACAGACGCCUGCUAUAAUGUUUGAAGCGACUGGUUUAGAAAAAUAUCCACAAGGCAUGGCAUUGGUCAAUUUAAUGUUAGGGCUUGGCAAUAUGGUUGGUCCAUUGUUAGGAGGUUACAUCAAGGAUGUGUUUGGAUCAUAUGAAGUCUCGUUUUAUCUGUCGUCGGGUGUAGGCGUUUACAUAAGUCUAAGUACACUGAUCAUUGCAAUUUGUAUACGGCGACGAAAGAAAAGUGAUACAAGGAGAUCCAUUCUUGUAGAAGAAGAAUAGUUUAAUCGAAAGCAUAAUUUGAAAUUAAUUGGAUAUAUUAGUAUGUUUUCUGUUACAAUGACAUCAUGUCCAUCGAAAAUGGAAUGGUAAGAAUUCAGGUAGAUAAAAGCUGAAUGUCUUCAUAUUAGUUACAAUUUUGUAAUACACAUCACUUGAGUAAUCAACAAUACUUCCCCCAAUCUGACCCAUAUAGAUAUCUUUAAACGUCCUAUGGAGAUAAUUAUUUAUGUUCUAUUGUUUCAAAGUUUGGGGCAGUCUUUUUUAUAAUUUAGACAUAAUUUAUAUAUAAUAUCCUUGACAUUUGUAAUUACCAAUUAUUGUACAAUCGUCAUUACAUUGUCAAUCUAUUGAAAUGUGCAACUAAUAUAUCUUCAGGCGACGGUCUAGAAAUAAGGAUAAUGACACUCUAAGGUUUUGUUUUUCACUUUCAUUUAAAUUAGUAUCGCUUUUACAUAUUAAGUAAUGACAUUUCACGAGGAUGUAAUAUUGAUAACGAUAAAGAUAGGACUUAUUUUUAAUAAUGAACAAGUAAUUAAAAAAACUCUUUCGUGUAUAAUUCAGUUAUAGAUGGGCGCAAUAAUAGUUUACUGCUUCGGAAAAUGAAACAUUGCGUUUCAAAUGUCAUUUAGAUUAACCGUUUACAUGGUUCCUUUACCAAGUGAAAAUUUCAUGAUCUGCGUUGGGCAUAAAACCAGUACUAAAGACUAAAUACCAAGGUUGUCUUUCAUACGAUUUAAUGAGACGCCGCUUGCAAGCGGCGUCCAGUAGAUAUGCAUUUGUCCAUACAGCAAUGGGGAAAAGUUUAGACUUGACUUUGUUUUUUUUUUGUGUUUUGUUUUAACAAAAUCACACUGUUUUUAAGUUUUCUAAUAAAAAAGCUUUUAUGAUGUACAACAUGCCACAGAGCUUUAAGGGAUUAGAAUAAACGUUUAACUGAAGUGAUAGUGCCAUGUUUGAAUAUCAUAUUCUUUUUAUCAUUAUCUAACUUUAUCAACAUAAUAAAUAACGUGCCAAUGAGCCAGUCUAUAGUCGAUCGUUCUAAAACUGAACCGUGGAGAGAGGUGACAACUGAGGCAGUGUCACUUACUUCAUUUGCUUCGCCUCUGUUGAAGUUCGGCUCCGCCUUAAAUUGUCAUAUUAAAUUUGAUAUUAUGCACCAUGUGCUAGCAUUUAGUCUUCGUUGACUGGGUAGAAGGGAACCAGGACAACUUUGAUCAAUAUCACUUGUCGAAUCAUUAAAUUACAAGUUACAAAGCCUAAGCCACGCCCACUAUCAGAAAAGGCGGUUCUCACUCAACAGUUAAGAAAAUACAACAAACCUGUUACGCUACGGGCUGUAAGGGGAGAUCACUGCAGAACAGUUUGUCCUCAAAAUCAUUCGAUUUUUAUAAUUUUACUUGUCAUCCAAUUUAUUUUGAUUUGACCAGACGUUUCAGUCUUCGUCGCAACAGACAAAUAUUUAAGAAUUUCAGACAUGGCAUUAUUUUGUGAAUUUAGCAUUAAAUUCUACUUUUUCACAAAAAUAUGCACCUUUAUUAUUAAACAACGAGCACAUACCAAGAGCAUGGAACAAAAAUUGAUUUGUGCGUGUCGGAUAUUCAACUGUAAUAGAGAACGAUUUGCAAUGCUGAUUGACUGUUCACAUCAUUUGGCGGCGUCAUCAACAUUUAACUUGUUGAUUUUAUUAGGUGCAGAGUCUGCUAAAUCUAGCGAGGAACACAUACAAUGUUUUCUGGGUUUUAUUUUCGUUUUGUUAAGUAAAUGAAAUGGUUCUACACUUUAAUCCGAUAUAAAAUGGGAAGAAUUAUAAAGGUUAUCCAAGAACGAUAAAUCCGGAACGUCUAUUGAAUUGGUGUUUUUUGCACCUCGUAUAUUAUAAAAGGUCACGUGGUAUAGAUAUGGUAAACAAGAAGUAUCUUUAAAUAAAAAAGGAUAAUGCAUAGUAUAAGAUGAACAAACAUAUUAUUUGUCAUUUAAUGCAAACAGAUAUGAUAUAAAAAAACACAGUAAAAAUCUUUGUUGAAUGUAAUUGAAGGUCUCGAUAUUAUACUAAUUAGACAAAAUCUAUAAUUUAGUAAGUUAUAUCGUAAAAUAAACUGUACAAUAGAAAAUAUAAUAUACCGAAACGCAGUUUAAAUGUUUUGUGGAAGAAAGUAUGACCAAACUUAACUGUUUUAGCAAUAUACAAAUUAAUCUGAAAGUUAAAGAAUAAUUUCCAAUGUUUUUUUUUAUUAAUUGUAUAGUAAUGUUUGUAUUCUCAGUCAUAAUAGAAAUUCAAGUGAAACUUCUGUAAUUAUGUAGAACCCCUUUAUUAUAUUUUUAAAACAACGUGUACCAGUCGACUUUUUACGUAUGUUAAAGAUCCGGUAUGUUGUUAUAGGCUGUUACUACACCUAAGUGAAAUUGUGUAUAUGUAUAUAAUUAUGCUUAUAAAACAAUUUUCAAACAUCGAAAAAUAUGUAAAGUAUGUACUGCAAAUAUUUGUGCACAUUAUAUGUAAUCAUUAGAAUAUGUGCAUUCAUUUCUUAAUGAAAAAAUUGACUUAGACUUUAAAGAAAAUAAAUUUCUAAUUGCCUCCCUUUAUUUACAUUAAAUGUCAAGUUCGGUCAUAUCUUUAUAAAUAAUGCUUUUUGGAACUUACAACAUUGAUAAAUCCUAAUUUAAAGCCUCAUAGUAAUGAUAUUAAACCAUAAAAUAUUGUGUUACAAAGUCUUUAAAUAAAUAUUGAAUCCAGUUUUUAAUGAAAUUGUUAUAUGCAGGUUUAAAAUGUGCUUAAGCGUGGUAUCAUUGCUACCUAUUACAUUUAUUACAAAACAAUUAAAUUGAUUUGAGUAGGCUUUCCAAAGAGGCGUAUUUUUCUACAGUUCAGUUAACGUUGGUUUUACAAUCAAAUUUAUCCAUUAUCACUUGAUAAUUACUGUAAAAUUAAUCUGUUGUGAUGCAUGAACAAAUGGAAAGAUCUUAAUCUAUUGUAAUAUCGUUAAGAGCAAAACUAUGUAUGUGAUUCUGUUAUUUAAUAAACACUUAGAUAGAUAGAUUAGUAUAGAUAAAUAGUUUAAUAUAGAUAGUAAGAUCUAAGCAUUACGUAGUUGUAACCUACUAUACUGGAAUGAAAUAAAACUGUAUUUUCUGUGCACGAGUAUGCAGUGUUAAAUUGUAAACACAAACGGUCCAUUUUUAAAGGAUUAUUAUCAGUUUCAUUUUUGUUCGUGAGAUAAAUCAUUUUUCUAUAUGUGUAUUCUUUACAAUUUACAUUAUUUUAUUACAUCAUUAUGAAUGAAACAGCUUAUAUAUGCUUAAACUGAUUAACAUUCAAAUCUAAUUGCAUUCAAUAAGCCUUAUAAUUGCUAUAUUUACACUUGUGAUUUAAUCCAUAAACACCACCGCUUUACCAUUAAAUAUAUUCGAUAUCAGAUUUAAAAAUAGAUGAACC
Molecule: messenger RNA, 4902 nt
Organism: Ruditapes philippinarum (Manila clam)
Lineage: Eukaryota; Metazoa; Mollusca; Bivalvia; Venerida; Veneridae
Product: monocarboxylate transporter 4-like
Exons: 7
Coding region: 138-1469 (443 amino acids)
Biological process (GO): transmembrane transport
Molecular function (GO): monocarboxylic acid transmembrane transporter activity
Source: RefSeq, a predicted model, not a curated record